UGACUGGCACGAAUUUUGAUUAUCAAAAAAGUUUUUUAAAAGCUACAAAUAAAAAAUUAAAUAGUGAAUAUAGUGAUUUAUUAAAUUCUACUUUCAAUGCAAACCUGUCCUGUGACCAGCCGAUAAGAAUCGAUACAAUAUGAGUGCUAGUUCACAGAUUGAACAUAAAUACCCUAGUAACGUCCGAGCUAGGCGUAAUGUCAACGACUUUAUGUUCGGAAAACUUAUAGGAGAAGGCAGCUUCAGCGUUGUUUAUUUAGCUAAAGAUAUUCAUACGUCUAAGGAAUGGGCAGUCAAAGUCUGUGAAAAGCAGCAAAUUAUUCGUGAAAGAAAACAAGAAUAUGUUAAACGUGAACGUGAAGCCCUCAAUAGACUGAGUGGAUUGCCAGGGUUUCUUAACUUGUUUUGUACAUUUCAAGAUUCUACAAAGUUAUACUUUGUGAUGACUUAUGCUAGAAAGGGCAAUCUAUUACAAUUGAUGGAGAAAGUUAAAAAAUUCGAUGUUGAGUGUGUUAGAUAUUAUUCAGCACAAAUCCUACAUGCAAUGGAACAAAUGCACGCCCAUAGUAUCAUACACAGAGAUCUGAAACCAGAAAACAUACUUUUAGAUGAGAAAUUACAUGUUAUGAUAGCGGAUUUCGGUUCGUCGCGAAUAGACGACAAUAAAAAAGAUAAUUUUAGUAGCGAUGAGGUAGAUGAAAGUGCCUCUGAAUCCGAUGAACAGUCUUCGAAGCCGCAUCGGAAACGUGGCAGCUUUGUAGGAACAGCGCAAUAUGUUUCACCUGAAAUCCUCAAGGGAAGAGAUUCAACUGUUGCAUCAGAUUUGUGGUCGUUUGGAUGCAUGGUGUAUCAAAUGGUAGCCGGAUUCCCACCCUUCCAAGGACCUAAUGAUUACCUAAUAUUUCAAAAAAUAACAAAGCUAGAUCUUACGUUUCCGAAUGAUUUUGACCAUGUCGCUGCUGACCUCAUCGGGAAGAUACUCGUAUUGAAUCCCCAGAAUAGAAUAGGCGUUCAAGACAGCUCACCGUACGAUAGUAUACGAAAUCACAAAUUCUUGGAAGGUAUAGAUUUUUUCACAUUACGAAAGAUGAGUCCACCAUUUUUAAUUUCUACUCUACUAAGUGGUGAAUGUACCAAAGAAGAUUUUUCAAUUGAUACAUAUGAAUUUCCGGACAACAUAAAGCCUGGUCUGGAUAAUGAACAGAUAACAAGAUUACUUGGACAAGACUGGUUGAAAAUUGGAGCGCCAUCGGUGGAAACCAGUUCAUCGUCAGUUGAAAACACUUUGAAAAUCUACAUUAGUGAUGAGGAAAAACAUUCACUGCUAGAAGAACAACAAUCGGAUAUGUGGCAUCCGUUUGCUGAAGGUGAAUUGAUUCUUAAGAAAGGAUUAGUAAAUAAAAGGAAAGGAGCUCUAUAUGUACCAAGAAAGCGAAUGUUAUUACUCACAACUGGACCUAAGCUAAUAUACAUUGAUCCUGUGCAGAUGGUUAAAAAAGGCGAAAUUCCAUGGAGCGAAAAAAUGCGCGCAGAAGCUAAAAAUUUUAAAAUAUUUUUUGUGCAUACGCCACAUAGAACUUAUUACUUAGAGGAUCCUCAAGGAUAUGCGCUUAAAUGGUGUCAAGCAAUACAAGAAGUCUAUGAUAAAGCGUAUAAAAAAUAAAUGCUAAUUUUCAAUUAUCAC
Ochlerotatus camptorhynchus is the source of this 1684-nucleotide messenger RNA. RefSeq names its product 3-phosphoinositide-dependent protein kinase 1-like. The record is from RefSeq and is a predicted model, not a curated record. Gene Ontology annotation, molecular function: protein serine/threonine kinase activity; ATP binding. The coding region runs from base 140 to 1663 and encodes 507 amino acids. Lineage: Eukaryota; Metazoa; Arthropoda; Insecta; Diptera; Culicidae. The transcript has 5 exons. Gene Ontology annotation, biological process: peptidyl-serine phosphorylation; intracellular signal transduction.